UUGGGUUUUUUAGAAUAUUGAUUUAUAAGUAGUGUAUCGUUAAAAAAAAUUUCUACUUGUAACCUGGAGGUGGUUCUCAGACUUUUUCAGCUGCCAAUUUUACUCUUGAAUCUUGAUUCAAAUCCAUUUUACCAAAUAUUUCAGGUAAAAUGGAAAACUCAAACUUGAAUGCAAACCAGCAAAAGAAUCAGCUCCCAGAAGCGGAUUCGUUGCCAGAUGGAUUUGUGGACAGUUCCUCGGCAAAACCAUUGGCUCCCGGGGCUCCUGGACCUGAGCAGGAAGUGACUUCUAAAGAGGAAAAAUUAGUGAAAUCCGAUUCACUGGCUGAAGUAGUAGUAAAUGAUGGUACGAGUACAUCUCAGGAUAAAUCAUUGGAAAUUAUGGGCAAUCAAAAUGAUCAAGCAGUAACUAUGGCAGGAUCAGCGGAUGCUGGGGCAUCUUCUGGGGAGCGACACAUUGAAGAGAAAUCUGUUGUAAAAGGCAUAGACUCACAUCCAAAGGAGGCUCCUAUUGUAGAGGCCUCUGUAGUGAAGCGUAAGGCUGUAAAGCGUACCUUCAAAUCGGAGAAGGAAUUUUUGGAAUUCACUCUGAAGUACCAACAAGUUCUUGCUGAAAGAGAUUCUGCCAUUGCUGUUAGAGAUAAACUUGAGUCAUUGUGCAGGGAGCUACAGCGUCAAAACAAAAUGUUGAUGGAUGAAUGCAAGCGAGUGUCAAAUGAGGGCCAAGAUUUGAGAUUAGAUCUAUCAAACAAGUUUCAGGAUGCCAUCAAGGAAGUAAGCAGUAAGCUGGAGCAGCAAAAAGAUGAUUGUCUAACCCAGCUGAAAGAGAAUGACAUGUUAAAAACCAAGUUAAAACAAUUUGCCGAUCAAUAUUCCCUUUCUGAACAGCAACAUGCUCAGAAGUUGAAACAGAAAACACUUGAACUUCAGCUUGCUGAUUUGAAGCUUCAGCAACAAGAAGAGAAGCUGAAGCAGGAACAGUCCCAAAUGAAAUUGUAUGCAGAACAAGUGGCACAAUUGUUGGCCACUGAAAAGAAUUUGAGGUUGCAGUUGACAGCUGAUGGUGAAAAAUUCCAGCAAUUUCAGGAAGCUUUGCUGAAAAGCAAUGAAGUUUUUGAAACAUUUAAGCAAGAAAUUGAGAAGAUGUCAAAAUCAAUGAAAGAUCUCAAAAAGGAGAACACCUUCUUGAAGAGCAAAUGUGACAAAACAGACGUUACUCUCAUAGAAUUUGCUAAUGAGCGGGAACGCUUGAAGAAGCAACUGGAGAAAACACGAAAUCAGAAAGAAAAACUUGAAUCAUUAUGCCGGUCACUUCAAGCUGAGCGGAAGGCAAAUUCUGUUAAGGCUAAUAGCUCGGAUUCAGUUCAAGUUUAAACUAUUGCCAUUGGAGUAUGUAUGAAUCUUGCUGCAUCAGUUAGCAUCCUAGAUUUGUGAAACGAACUUCAAUAUACCAUAGUUUCAUUUUUGAAAGUGAAUUUUCCUGUAUUUUCAAGUAAAGAUGUCCUUGCAAAUUUUUGGUGCUCAUAAAUGGAUGUUUGGUAGGGUUUCAGAAUGUAUCCAUGUAAAAAUGUAAGGCUAAUACUUUAUAAUUACCUUGUUUACUUUAAUCUGUGCUUCUUUUACUUGGUUAUCA
This is a messenger RNA of Olea europaea var. sylvestris, 1632 nucleotides long. RefSeq names its product beta-taxilin. Gene Ontology annotation, molecular function: syntaxin binding. The transcript is spliced from 12 exons. The record is from RefSeq and is a predicted model, not a curated record. The coding region runs from base 150 to 1373 and encodes 407 amino acids. NCBI's taxonomy places the organism in Eukaryota, Viridiplantae, Streptophyta, Magnoliopsida, Lamiales, Oleaceae.